AUGGCUCCGCGCCACCCUCCCUGGUGUCCCUUCUCUUCCCUCCGUUCUCCGGGCCGGGGUCCCCUGGAGAACCAGUUCGGCUGCAGGUACCCCUCCCCCACCCCCAACGGCAACUGGGUUCUUUUAUUGGAAUUGUGGGGCGGUGGGGGAGAGGGUGGUGGUCUCCGCGGCCGACCCUCCUUGAACCCCGGGCGGACCUGGCUCGAGGGCCCGCACCCGCCUGGGCCCGAGCGGGUUUGCAACCCUGUAACCCCCCUGCAAGGCGGGAGCCUCCAAAUCCAGCCGACCCUGAAAUCGAUUCCGCCUGAAAACCAACACAAAGAACUCUACACACAGGAUGGCAUCUUACAUAUAUUGGACAGAAAUAAGAGGAUCGAGCCACAGCCAGAAAGAUUCCAGAACUGCAGAGAUCUGUUCGAUCUGAUCCUCACGUGUGAAGAGUCAGUGUAUGAUCGGGUGUUGGAAGAUCUGAAUUCCAGAGAGCAGGAAACCUGCCAGCCGGUGCACAUCAUCAACGUGGACAUCCAGGACAACCACGAAGAGGCCACCUUGGGGGCGUUCCCCAUCUGUGAGCUGUGCCAGUGCAUUCAGCACACGGAGGACGUGGAGAAUGAGAUCCACGAGCUGCUGCAGGAGUUCCAGGAGAAGAGCGGCAGAGCCUUCCUGCACAAGGUCUGCUUCUACUGA
Molecule: messenger RNA, 687 nt
Organism: Lontra canadensis (Northern American river otter)
Lineage: Eukaryota; Metazoa; Chordata; Mammalia; Carnivora; Mustelidae
Product: RNA polymerase II subunit A C-terminal domain phosphatase SSU72-like
Exons: 2
Coding region: 1-687 (228 amino acids)
Biological process (GO): termination of RNA polymerase II transcription
Cellular component (GO): nucleus; mRNA cleavage and polyadenylation specificity factor complex
Molecular function (GO): RNA polymerase II CTD heptapeptide repeat phosphatase activity
Source: RefSeq, a predicted model, not a curated record